This is a messenger RNA of Lutzomyia longipalpis, 3421 nucleotides long. It is a transcript of the gene goe, whose product is annotated as protein gone early. Gene Ontology annotation, biological process: protein processing. The record is from RefSeq and is a predicted model, not a curated record. Gene Ontology annotation, molecular function: metalloendopeptidase activity. NCBI's taxonomy places the organism in Eukaryota, Metazoa, Arthropoda, Insecta, Diptera, Psychodidae. The transcript has 11 exons. Bases 683 to 3214 code for a protein of 843 amino acids. Gene Ontology annotation, cellular component: plasma membrane.
CAGUUUUAAAGUGUCGGUGCGAAAGAUAAGAAGGGCCGUUUUGCCGCGUUCCGAAUAUCGCGGGUUUUUUUUUUGUUUAAUAAUUCCCCACAUCGUCCAAAGUCCCCAAACUGCUUGUGUGUAAUUAAUUCUCCAAUCGAGUGAAUUUCCCGUGUGCCUGUGACAUAGCAAUUUAUGCUCAGAGUGUUGUGGAGCCAGUGCUGUUUUUUUUUUUCGGAAUAUCUGUGAAGAAAUGCUGGAAUAGCGCGAGAUGAAGAAAUAAAUCACGCUCUGGAGAGACUUUUGGCGACACAGAGAGAUCUUCACGGUGGAGGAGAGCGGAGGUACGAGAACCGGUUCUGCGGCUUCUUACCUGUCCCAAGUCUUACCUGAUAAGCACAAAAAAAUCAAUUAACUCACCCUAAAAAUAUAUGCGGAGGAGUGCUUUCAUGUGGAGUGAAAGAAUAUUUUCCAAGUGAGAGUGGGAAAUCUCUGCUCGCGGCAGGAUGACGACUUGCAGCAGUUCAAGAGAUCUGUUGUGAGGCAAAUGAAGGAAUUCCACUUGUCUCGUGCCUCUCGUGCCUUAAAUGAAUUACUGGCGGGGGAAUUUCAAGUGAUCUAUGGGACUCCCGCACUGUGAAGAGACUCUCAAUUCAUCCACCCAUCCAUAGUAAACGCACAUACGCGACGAGAUCCAUCCGAUAUGGCCGAAGAGGCGAAUGAGGAGAUGAAGAGCACCAAUGCAACGGGGAAGUAUACAAAGAAGUACGAUCCCGAAGAGAUUAGCCCACUCAAGCAACCCAAACAGGCGACAAAUGCCACGAAUCAAGAUACUUCCGUCACUGUGAGUGACAGCCCCGAAGCUAAUCCACCCAAGAAGAAGACAAAGUAUAAAAUCACAGAUCACUAUGAGAACGCCAUUGCCCAGCUGGAGUUGAACAAGAGAUCUCAGACUGUGUUCCUCUGCCUUCUGAUCCUGUGCAUAAUCCUCGCAAUUGCUCUCAUUGGGAUGAUCAUCUUCUGGCCCAAGAUCUACGACUACAUGACGGCUGAGGUGUGCGUCGAGAAGGAAUGCCUCGAUGCGAGUUCUCAGAUUCUUAGAUGGUCGAAUAUUUCCUUGGAUCCCUGUAAGGAACCAUUUGAGUGGAGUUGUGGAAAAUUCGACAAAGAGUUCCAGCACCACAAAUUCCAUGGAAUGCAGCGAGGAGAAUGGAACUUUAAUUCUCAUCUGGAAUAUGAGGAAAUCUCGAACAUUCACUCCUUCAUCUCUAAGCUGCCAAAGGACACCGUGUCCUACUCUGCCCAAGUCAAAAUGAAGGUACUCCACAAGAAUUGCAUGAAUUUGGAAUCGAGUGAUGACAUCGAGGGGAUGACGACUGUCAACAAGGCCAUUGCAAACCUCGAUGGUUUCUGGAUAUUGGGCGAUAGUCUCCUCGUCUGGGAUUUUCGUAAGCAAUUCAUCAAGCUCCAAUCCGAAUAUGGGGUGUCUCCGUUUGUGCGGAUCCGUGUUGAGAAUCGUAAAUCACCUCCACACGAUGGGAUAAUCGUCAUCGACGAGGGGGAAGUGAGUCUACCCAGCAAGAUGUUUUACCGCCUGGGGCCACGCAAUGAGAUCAUCGAAGGCUUCAAAAUUCUCCUUCGUGACGUCGCCAUCCUCAUGGGGGUUGUGCACGAUCGCGCAAAGCAGUUUGCCGAGGAUAUCUUCAACUAUGAGAAGAGGAUCGUCAAUACGAUCAAUGUUACGCAGCAAAAUGACGACAGGGAGAUCAACCGGGAAAUCACGCUUGGAAGCGUCAUGAAGAUCGCUCCGUCCCUUCCUCUUUUGGACAUAAUUACAACACUUUACCCCAAUUCUCGGGUAACUGAAAAUACAAUUGUUCUGGUAAAAGAUCUCGAAGUUCUACGCUCGAUGUCCAUUGUCGUAUCAACAACUGACAUCCAGGUUCUAAAUAUGUACCUAAUUUGGUCCCUUAUUCGACGUUACCUGCCAUUCAUUUCGCGUGACUAUCGUAUUGCGCUGGAGGAGUUUGAACGGAAGCUCUACGGAUUCCGUGAACCGCCUCCAAAGUGGUACUUUUGCACUAAACUCGUUCGAGAUUGGAUGUACUUCGGAGUUGAUAUUCUGCAGGAAAACCCUCAGCUGAUUGUUCUUCAUCAAAAGGACACAACGCACGAGUCUAAGGUUUUCUUCAGUGAACAGUUCCGAGUUGAUCAGGAUAAUAACAGCGAUGAGCUGGUUAAGCUGAUCUUCUUCCACAUUAGGAAUGAAUUGAAGGCUUCUGUAAAUGAUGACGGACGAAUUACGGAUAGCCUGCGGUCUUACAUAAGCGACAGAUUGUCUGCAAUAAGUCUUCAGAUUGGAAUUCCAGAUGAUGCUGCUCAUACAGAUGAAUUCGUUAACCACUACUACGAGGAUUUUACGCCCCAAAGGCUUUACUUCCUCAACAAUCUUCGAUAUCGGUGGAAGUUUAUCAAAGCAAGGAUGGAGUUACGACUGUCUAACCAAACUAGGACUGAAAAGCUAAUCGACGCUCUCUACUCAGUCAGCGACGACGAAGAAAGAAAAUUCGUACAGUUUCAUCCUGAACUAAAUACCGUCGUGGUGUCCCGUAGGGCUCUACGAAGGCCUUAUUUUCAUCAAAACUACCCUUUGUCGGUGAACUUUGCCAGAAUAGGCAGGGACUUCAUAGAAGUCGUUGUGCAGGCAAUCAAAUUCCAUCAAGAAUCUCACAAACGACUACAAAAUGCCACCAGAACAACGCCAACAACUGAAAACAAGGUCAUUAGGGAUACGUUCAAGUGUUUUACAAAAAACACACCCUUCGACACAACGUCCGUACCAAUUGAGGCAAAGACCAAACUCUACGUUGAAGUUGAGAGCAACCGUAUUCUUUUGCGUGCAUUCAAGUCAUUCCUCAAGAGUAUUGAUCACAAUCAUCCCAUCUACGAUAGUACUGUACCCGAUACAGUUACGUAUGAUUCCUUUGGUCUUCGCCAGAGGCUUCGACAGCCCGGCCUGAGGAUUUUCAGUGAAGAAGAACUUCUCGUCCUGGCGCAACUACAGAGAUACUGUGUCCUUAAUGAAGGAAGUGCCUACGAUCGGAUAAAAAUCUUCAUGGAAGCUGAAUUUCCAAGGAAGGAAAUCUUUGACAUCCUCUGGCAUAAUGUACCCGAACUGAGUAAUGCCCUUUCCUGUGACAAUGUCGAUAUUAAAGAAUGCCGUGACGUCCUGUAAAAGUUCACUUAAUAAAGAAUUUAUUAGUUAGAUUGUAAGAAUUUUUCCUAUUUGUAUGGCAAUAUUAACUAAUUAAGAUCCAUUAAUAUUAGGAAGGAUGUCUGGAUGAGUUUUUUUUUAACGUUUCUAAAUUUAUAAUAGUGCUUAAGAAUCGCAAAAUGUAUUGCCAUUAAGAUGCUGAAAUAAUCACUGAAAAAUCUCGCAAAA